ACUGUAAAAACAGGAAGUGCUCUUCGCUGCUGAGCCCUCUCUCCACUCCUGCCCAGACUCUAGGCUGGUGUAAAUGCUCCUGCCUCAGGCCCUCAAACAGAAAGCUGUUGUACUGAAAGAAGCACUUAGCUGCUUCGAAACAGAUUGAAAGAGUAGAUCUGUGCAGUAUCGACGACCACAGGUCUGACUUAGCCGAGGCUGGCCUCAGUCGGCCUCUGAUCCAGCCGCCUCCCAGCCGAGAUGACAGGUGCCACCACCAUCCCCGCUUCCCGAGGCGCGGAACGGUGCGCCUCCUGCGCUCUCGCAACUGCGCUGCGUGCCCCUAGUCCUCACCAGAUAAGUUCCAUCAAGCCUCUAACUGCGCACCGUUACAGCAGUCCGGCGCACGAACACUCGGUCCUCUCGGUUUUCCUGUUACUAAGCUCAGCCGGGGGCUGGUGUGGAGCAGGACGGGAGGGCUUCUAGGCCUGAGCAAAGGAGCGAGCGGAGACCCCAGCCUGCUCUCCUGUGUGGGUUUCUUCCAUGCUUACCCCGCGUCCUGCCUCGAGGCCUUUGCGCGUAAAGCCACACCACAGCGGCUGCUCUGCCCCACUCCGGAGGACGGAGCCGGUCUCUCCCGGGAAGGGCUGUAGCCGUGCACAUGCACAUGGCUCUUUCGAAGCCCUGUCGGGAGAUCUUCUCUAGGGCUGCCUGGGGGAGGCACGCCUCUCUGCCGAGCCCCUAGCUGGCCGGCUUGGGGCUCGGGCUAUUCCCCGGCGGCCGGGGCAGCGGCCAGGUCGGUGCUCACCCGCGGCCGCGCAGGCCCCGCGCCCCCCGCCCGCGUCUGCGGCUGCGCGGCCGGCCCGGGAGGGGGCGCGGCGGGCGGCUGGGAGCGGGGCCGCGAGCGGCAUGUCUCGCUACACCAGGCCCCCCAACACCUCCCUGUUCGUCAGGAACGUCGCAGACGCCACCAGGCCUGAGGACUUGCGACGUGAAUUUGGUCGCUAUGGCCCCAUAGUAGACGUUUACAUCCCACUUGACUUCUACACUCGCCGCCCCAGAGGAUUCGCUUACGUGCAGUUUGAAGAUGUUCGAGAUGCGGAAGACGCACUCUACAACCUCAACAGGAAGUGGGUAUGUGGCCGGCAAAUUGAAAUACAAUUUGCGCAAGGUGAUCGCAAAACACCAGGCCAGAUGAAGUCGAAAGAACGCCACCUGGCCUCUCCGAGUGAUCACAGGAGGUCCCGAAGCCCCAGCCAGCGGCGAUCUCGGAGCCGAAGUUCUUCCUGGGAAAGAGACAGGCGGCGAUCAGACAGUCUGAAAGAGUCCCGACACAGGCGAUCAUCUUACAGUCAUUCUAAAUCUCGUUCCAAGUCACUGCCGAGGCAGUCUACCUCAGCAAGGCCAUCGAGAACACCAAGAAGGAAUUCUGGAUCUAGAGGACGGUCACGAUCCAAGUCCUUACCAAAAAGGUCCAAGUCGAUGGAAAAAUCCCAGUCGCGCUCACCUCAAAAGCAGACUGGCCCGGGAGCAAAGCCAAGCUCACACGGACGACACUGUGACUCGAUAGCAAGAUCCCCAUGCAAGUCUCCCAGAGGGCACACCGGCUCCGGGUCUAAGACUCAGACAGCAAAACAUUCUCAUUUCCGGUCACGUUCCGGAUCUCGGAGUUACCAUCAUAAGAACAGCUGGUGAACAGCAGCUUACGGAAGAGCCGCAGAGCUCUGCUACAUGUUAUCAGACCUCAUUGUGGUUAAAAUUCUGCAAGGCUUGCAGGAAUGUGAACUGGCGUUAGUGUGGGAAUGCGGAAGAAAUAAAAUGCCCUGGCUUUGAUUAAUAAAUAUUUAGUCUCAAUUUAAGGGCUCAUUCCACAGAUCCCUACGCGGGCAGUGUCACCGUUGCGUAGCCUGUAUCUGGUUCACAUUGUAGCAGGGGGAACUUGCCAAAAGAAACUUUCCAGAAUGGAAGCAAUGCAGAAGUUCUACUUAGAGAUUAAAGAUUGCCAAUAAUAUCUUUUGCAAAAGUAUUUUUUAUUCUAAAGCACUUUUCACAAAAAAAGUAAUUGUGACGAUAUGUAACUGAAUAGACCUGACUUAAACUGUUUGACAUCUUUCUUGUGACUUCUGUUUAAGCUUGGGCCAAUUCCUGGUAGGUACUAGUUCAAAUUACAGCAUUCUGAAUCCUUAAAAGAUAACAUUUAUAUAGAGAUUCCAUAACUGUUUAAACGAUAUCUACAGGGUGUUUAAAAGAUAACUCAAAGAACAUUUCAUUGUUUUUGGAUACAGCAGCAUAGACCAGCUGACAUUAAAUGUUAUCUGUGUUUGCUUAAGCUUCUCAAACAAAGCCAGGUGCGAUGGCACAUGCCUGUGAUCCCAGCACCUGGAAGGUGAGGCGGGAGGGACAAGACCAGCAUGGACUGGGCCACGUGAGACCCUGUCUAAAGAAAGUAAAUAAAUGCUUUUCUAAAAAAGUAAAACCAUUUCAGAUGUACUAGAUUUUGAAUGGCUUUGAGAGUACUCUAAAGAUUAUGGCGUGGAACACUCGGAAUCCGCAAAUACUCAUAUUAAGCCUUACAUAUUUGAAGUAUAGUACAUUUUGUAUAAAUUCAUAUUUAUACUAUUAUUUCUAUAUAGCUAUUUUCAUCUGCAUUUUUCCUUUUUAGAGUUCUAGUUCAAUAUCCUAAUUAUAAAAAAGUCCUUGAAAAAUUAAACACUUAGUAUAUUAUAUUAAGAAAUAUUAGCUAAUGGGAUGGCUUGGGUAUCUCACUUGGUGAGGGGGUAAAUUCACUCACCCAGACCUGGCAAUCUGAGUGCCAGCCGGGCA
Molecule: messenger RNA, 2802 nt
Organism: Meriones unguiculatus (Mongolian gerbil)
Lineage: Eukaryota; Metazoa; Chordata; Mammalia; Rodentia; Muridae
Gene: Srsf12
Product: serine and arginine rich splicing factor 12
Exons: 5
Coding region: 889-1674 (261 amino acids)
Molecular function (GO): RNA binding
Source: RefSeq, a predicted model, not a curated record